Mycena citricolor is the source of this 1985-nucleotide messenger RNA. The record is from the annotation of a GenBank genome assembly. NCBI's taxonomy places the organism in Eukaryota, Fungi, Basidiomycota, Agaricomycetes, Agaricales, Mycenaceae.
UGCGGUCAGAGCACAGUAAGGGUCGACGACUCGGCGGCACGGCUUGAUGUGAUCGGCUCUCGCUUGCACCGCAUCGUAGUGUUUCUGACUUGCUCUCAUCUGGAAGGGAUGCCUCAAAUCUAUCAGCCGUCGAAUCAGAUCAAACUAACGAACGUCUCAAUCGUUCGGCUCAAGAAGGGCGGAAAGCGCUUCGAGAUCGCAUGCUAUAAGAACAAAGUACAGGAAUGGCGGACCGGGGUCGAGACUAAUCUAGACGACGUCCUUCAAAUCAGCAACGUCUUCACGAACGUGUCCAAGGGCGAAGUCGCCAAGACGAACGAUCUCGACAAGGCCUUCGGAAAGAUCGGUGUCGAUGAGGUAGUCAAAGAGAUCUUGAAAAAGGGCGAAAUGCAGGUGGGGGAGAAGGAGCGAGACCACGACCUGUCCGCUCUGCGCAAGGAAAUCGCGACCCUCGUUGCGGAGAAAUGCCAGGAUCCGGCUACUGGACGGCCCUAUGCAGUGGGGAUCAUCGAGAAAGCCAUGUCGGAAGCAGGAUACAGCGUCAAGUCCGAUAAAACGGCGAAGAGCCAGGUGUCCGCGUGUCUGAAGCAACUGCAGUCUGACUCGAGUUUGCCGAUACAGCGGGUGAGGAUGCGAAUCCGGGUGACCAUGCCGAGUGCGGAUGGCAAACGACUAAGGGAGAAGGUCUUGGCAGAUGCAGAGACGGUUGAGGUCGAUGAGAUGGAGCAGGAUGGCUGGGAAGCGAUCUUGCAUAUCGACCCUGGCCAAUUCCGGGUAAUAAACGAACUGUUGCAGAAGGAAUGCAAGGGCAAAGGAAGGAUAGAAACGAUGCCUAGUGCGGCCACAUGAGUUACUGUCUAAUGUACAUAUACGUGCAUGAUCACAUGGGUUUAUAAUCCAUCUCUCCUCACAUCUUUGAGGAUGAGCGGUUUUAUGUGACGCGCCCAAUUCAUGUCCCAAGGCUCCCAAAUGUCCAUGGUAGGGUCAAGAAGCGGAGGUAAAUGUGAAGGUGAUGUUGGCCGUUCUGAGGCUGGCUCGAGGGCUGAGCGUAAUUGAUCUAGCCGGGGGCAGUUUGGAAAGCCGGUCAAAAGGAUCUAAAAAAGUCGGACAUAUUAUGUCGCUGACUGAGACAGAAACGCACCUCUAUCUGUUCUGCUAGUUGAGCAGCGUCUUUGAAUAUCAGCCCGUUCUGAUUGUCCUUGACAAGCUCGUUCAAGCUAGGAAAUGAGGAUGAGUACAUUUGACCGAGCAAAAUGUGUAGCUACUCACCAAUCAAAUCCCAAGGCACAGACGGGAAGUCUGCAGCCAAACAUAUCGACCACUUUCAUGGGCAGGUCAAGAUUAGAUGAGCUGGCGUGCAAGCAUAUGCCAAGGUCGGCGGAUCCUGUGCAAAGUUCAAGAAGAUCCAACCUGGCACGUAUCGCAAAUCGUACCUAGCAGUGUUGGAUAAUCUUCUGCUUCGAGCCACAUGCUGACGCAUCGGACCCAGUCCCAAUUCUUUGGAGAUCGUUGAUCUCGGACAUGUACUUUUCACGCAGCGGUCCUUUCCCCGUCACAACCACCACCAGCUUAGGGAGAUUCCCGGCAGACGCGGCCGCUCGCUGAUUGUAGUUGGUAAGCGCGGAGAGUAAUAUUCCGAAAUCUUCAUCCGGGGUCCAGGAUGUGCUGGAGACCAGUAGCGCAGGUCGAUCUGGUCGAAGGAAAGUCGAGAUUGCGUGCGAAUAUAUUGGGUCAAUCACGGCCGUGGGUGAGUUAGAUGCUCCUGUGGACGUCGCAGUCAUGAAAGUGGAUUGCGCCGGUUUCGAUGCAGGUAGAAAGCCCUGAAGACAAGGCUGGGCCGAGAAAUCCUUUUGCAAUUUUAGGAAAAGCUUUGACGAGUGAGCGUUGAUCUGAUCUAAUUGAAAUACCUUACCUCAUGCACCUCUUGGGGUGUAGUGGCAUGGAACCGGCGAGGCGGUCGAUCGUGCAGCACGACUUUGAUUCCU